AAUUCAAAGUUGAGAACAUUUGGAUUUGACAUUGUGACAGAAGAUGAGAAGACAGUGUAUCCGUUAGCAACAGAAACACAAAAGGAAAUGGAGGAGUGGCUCCUGACCCUGGGUAAAGCUAUAGGACUCAUUGAAGAAGAAGACACAAUCGGUAAACUAAAAGAGCUGAGUGUGUAUGGUAAGGACUACCCCACACCUGAUGGAACUGGGAUCAGGGACUACAUACACAUUAUUGACCUUGCCAAAGGUCACGUGAGCUCCCUCAAUCUAGUUGAUAAAAACUGUGGACUUCAGAUAUUUAAUCUCGGGGCGGGUCGUGGUUAUUCAGUUCUUGAGGUGAUCGGUGGAAUGAGGAAGGCGAGUGGGCGGGAGGUAGCAUAUAAAGUUGUUGGACGGAGGGAAGGAGAUGUUCCUGUGUCAUAUUCUGAUGCUAGUAAAGCUGAGAGGGAAAUGGGUUGGAAGGCAUUGAAGGAUAUUGAAGAAAUGUGUUCUGAUGCUUGGAGGUGGCAAGUGAAGAACCCACAGGGUUAUAUUAACAAGAAGUAA
Messenger RNA from Amphimedon queenslandica, 546 nucleotides. Its product is annotated as UDP-glucose 4-epimerase-like. The transcript is spliced from 2 exons. Gene Ontology annotation, molecular function: UDP-glucose 4-epimerase activity. The record is from RefSeq and is a predicted model, not a curated record. NCBI's taxonomy places the organism in Eukaryota, Metazoa, Porifera, Demospongiae, Haplosclerida, Niphatidae. Gene Ontology annotation, cellular component: cytosol. The annotation marks the transcript as partial. Gene Ontology annotation, biological process: monosaccharide metabolic process.